This is a messenger RNA of Vicia villosa (hairy vetch), 866 nucleotides long. RefSeq lists its product as uncharacterized. The transcript has 3 exons. The record is from RefSeq and is a predicted model, not a curated record. The coding region runs from base 226 to 711 and encodes 161 amino acids. NCBI's taxonomy places the organism in Eukaryota, Viridiplantae, Streptophyta, Magnoliopsida, Fabales, Fabaceae.
AUGUCUACUAUCAAAAUUGAUAUUUAAUUGGCAAAAUCUUUUUGGAUAUAUCAUACAACAUUUAAGAAAAAAAUCUUUACGGUAAAUCAUAUCUUUUAUAACUUCAAAGUUAUCCACAUGCACCUUAUAUAUUUGCCUAAACCGUUUUUUCAAUUCAUAUUUUAGAUUGAACCAACACAGUUUCAUAUUGCAUCUAUCAUUUAUUCUCUUAGCCUCUCAAGAACCAUGAAGUGCAGAUACUUUACAAAAGAGGAAAGUGAUGAUCUCAUUGAUACCGAUACCAUGGUAACUAGUGACAACGAUGAUGCUUCUAAGAGAUUGAAGGAUACAAAGCUUGAUGCAAGAUUCUUAUCCUUUCUUGAGAAAGAUGAUUCUUUUUUCACUCCAUGGAGCUGGGAACCAAAUGCUUUCAAGAAUGAGAAUGCUUCUACCGAAGAAAAAGAGUACCUCUCUUUUCAUCCUGGAUCAUAUUUCAAAUUUCAGAUUAUUGAUGAAAAGAUUCUGAACGAAAAGGCUGAAGAAAAUUAUAAGCAGGACUCACCUUCUCCAAGAUCAUGCUCAGAAGAUUUGUAUCCAGCUCCACUCAAUCUUGUGAUCACAAAAGUACCAACUUACUUUCCAGUAUCUUAUUAUUAUAGAAACAGGAAGUGCUAUAGAUCAAAGAAGCGUAGUGAUGCCAUUGUCAAAGGUCCAGAGUUCAUUCGGGUGUGAUUAACAAACAUGAAUAGUAUGCUAGGGUUUCAUUUUAAUUUAGGAGAGUCUAAAGUCGUUUCAGAAACAUGUAAUUGAUUUAUUAUGGUUGACUGUUCUAGAGUAGAACAAUCUUGGCUUGUAGAACUGAUUUUGACUUAUGGAUAUGAAGCUUU